Synchiropus splendidus (mandarinfish) is the source of this 1591-nucleotide messenger RNA. RefSeq names its product selenium binding protein 1 (gene selenbp1). Lineage: Eukaryota; Metazoa; Chordata; Actinopteri; Syngnathiformes; Callionymidae. The transcript has 12 exons. The record is from RefSeq and is a predicted model, not a curated record. Gene Ontology annotation, molecular function: protein binding; selenium binding. Bases 78 to 1496 code for a protein of 472 amino acids.
CCCCCUCCUGACCCCCGCCCACGUCAUCCGUGCAGACCCGUGCUCUUGUGCAGAACCAGAACUGGACUGGACUCAACAUGGCCAAGUGUUUGGGAUGUGGACCGGGGUAUCGGAGCCCUCUGGACGCCAUGAAAGGUCCUCGGGAGGAGAUCGUCUACCUGCCCUGCAUCUAUCGUAACACGGACAUCCUGAAGCCGGACUACCUGGCGACUGUGGAUGUGGACCCGAAGUCCUCCACCUUCUGUCAGGUGAUCCACCGGCUGCCAAUGCCGAACCUGCGCGACGAGCUGCACCACUCUGGCUGGAACGCCUGCAGCAGCUGCUUCGGUGACGCCUCCAAGAGCCGCAACCGCCUGAUUCUGCCAUCGCUCAUCUCGUCCAGGAUCUACGUGGUGGAUGUGGGCACCGACCCGAGAGCCCCGCGCAUGCACAAGAUGGUGGAGCCCGUGGAUGUCUUCUGGAAGUGCGGCCUGGCCAACCCACACACCACGCACUGCCUGGGCAGCGGUCAGAUCAUGAUCAGCUGUAUGGGAGACCCCACCGGCAACGGCAAAGGGGGCUUCGUGCUGCUGGACGGUGAGACCUUCGAAGUCAUAGGAAACUGGGAGCAUGAGGGAGAGGCAGCGCCGUUCGGCUAUGACUUUUGGUACCAGCCCAGACACAACGUGAUGAUCAGUACAGAGUGGGGUGCGCCACGAGCUCUGGCAGACGGAUUUGACCCAGCUGACGUGGCGGCCGGACACUACGGCACCUCUGUCCACGUCUGGGAUUGGACCACCCACAGGAAGCUGCAGACCCUGGAUCUGGGCCCGGGCGGCGCCAUUCCGCUGGAGGUUCGGUUCCUUCACGACCCAGAUGCUGCCGAGGGCUAUGUGGGAUGUGCCCUGGGAGGAAGCGUGUUCCGGUUCUAUAGAACUCCAGCGGGAAAGUGGACCACCGAGAAGGUCAUCAGUGUUCCGGCCAAGAAGGUGGAGGGGUGGAUGCUGCCUGAGAUGCCCGGUCUGAUCACAGACAUCCUGGUCUCACUGGACGACAGGUUCCUCUACUUCAGCAACUGGCUGCACGGUGACAUCAGGCAGUAUGACAUCACUGACCGGAGGAACCCUCGACUGGUGGGACAGGUGUUUCUGGGAGGAAGCAUCAUCGCUGGUGGUCCGGUCCGAGUCGUGGAGGACCCGGAGAACCAGGCUCAGCCGGGACCUCGCGUCAUCCAGGGUAAGCGAGUCCAGGGCGGUCCCCAGAUGCUGCAGUUGAGUCUGGACGGAACCAGACUCUAUGUGACCACGUCCCUGUACAGUGGCUGGGAUAAACAGUUUUACCCUGACAUGGUCAAGGAAGGCUCGGUCAUGAUGCAGAUCGACGUGGACUCGGUCAAUGGUGGGCUCACUCUAAACCAGAACUUCCUGGUGGACUUCGGUAAAGAGCCAGAGGGUCCGUCCCUGGCCCACGAGCUCCGGUACCCCGGAGGAGACUGCACGUCCGACAUCUGGCUGUGAGGAGGUCGGAACUCAGGACAGUGCCCACUGGAGUGCAGCUCUCACCAAAGAGAGAAUGUCACGCUGAGAGUAUUUUCUGAUAAAAGUCUCACAUA